Messenger RNA from Suncus etruscus (white-toothed pygmy shrew), 1174 nucleotides. RefSeq names its product serine/threonine-protein kinase pim-2-like. The record is from RefSeq and is a predicted model, not a curated record. Gene Ontology annotation, biological process: protein autophosphorylation; regulation of mitotic cell cycle; negative regulation of apoptotic process. Gene Ontology annotation, molecular function: ATP binding; protein serine/threonine kinase activity. NCBI's taxonomy places the organism in Eukaryota, Metazoa, Chordata, Mammalia, Eulipotyphla, Soricidae. Gene Ontology annotation, cellular component: cytoplasm.
CGCCUCUGGUGGGCGCAUUCCGAACCCCUGAUUUCUUUGCCUUCCGCCCUGGCUCCCCCCAGCCCUGGUUCCCCACCCUCUCUGCCCCGGGCCUCCACUCCCCGAGGGCUCAGUGGGCUCAAUCUAUGCGGUGCCGCCACCAUGUUGACCAAAUCGCCGGUUCCACCACUCCCCGCGACCACCAUGCCGCCAGGAGGCAAGGACCGAGAAGCAUUCGAGGCCGAGUACUGCCUGGGCCCUGUCCUGGGGAAGGGGGGCUUUGGCACUGUCUUUGCCGGACACCGCAUCUCAGAUCGACUCCAGGUGGCUAUCAAAGUGAUCCCCCGAAACCGUGUGCUGGGCUGGUCCCCCUUGCCUGAUUCUGGUACAUGCCCACUGGAAGUGGCACUGCUUUGGAAGGUGGGUGCCGGUGGUGGACACCCUGGUGUGAUCCGCCUGCUCGACUGGUUUGAGACAACUGAGGGUUUCAUGCUGGUCCUUGAGCGGCCUUUGCCAGCCCAGGAUCUCUUUGACUACAUCACAGAGCAGGGCCCACUGGGUGAAAGCCGAAGCCGCAGCCUCUUUGCCCAAGUAGUGUCAGCUGUUCGGAACUGUCAUGCCCGCGGCGUUGUCCAUCGUGACAUCAAAGAUGAGAACAUCUUGAUGGACCUCUGCCGGGGUCGUGCCAAACUUAUUGAUUUUGGUUCCGGUGCCCUGCUUCAUGAUGAACCUUACACUGAUUUUGAUGGGACACGGGUAUACAGCCCUCCCGAAUGGAUCUCGUGUCACCAGUACCAUGCCCUCCCAGCCACGGUCUGGUCACUUGGCAUCAUCCUCUAUGACAUGGUGUGUGGGGAUAUCCCAUUCGAGAAGGACCAGGAGAUUCUGGAGGCUAAGCUCUGCUUCCCAGCUCAUGUCUCCUCAGACUGCAGUGCCCUAAUCCGCCGGUGCCUGGCCUCCAAACCAUCUGCACGCCCUUCACUGGAGGAGAUUCUUCUGGAUCCCUGGAUGCAGACACCAGCUGAAGAUGAAACCCUUGAUGAUGUCCCCGAAGGGGCUUCCACUCCUCUAGCCUGGUCCCUGCUGCCCUAAUAGUGCCCAGGCCUCCCACACCCACCUGCCCACUCCUGGUUGGAACAACCAUUUCAUGGUUGUGCCACAGGGAUAGAUGGGCCAACUACAGUUGACUUGGUUU